Rotaria sp. Silwood1 is the source of this 891-nucleotide messenger RNA. Lineage: Eukaryota; Metazoa; Rotifera; Eurotatoria; Philodinida; Philodinidae. The record is from the annotation of a GenBank genome assembly.
AUGGCUAAAGUUCCGGAUACAGGCACCCGUUCUCGCUUCACUGAUGUUUACAGUGAACCUGUCGAUCACCUUUUAUCGCCGAUAAAAGGGUAUCAAAAUAAACCACUUGUUUCACUAAUGGAAGCAAUUGAACCCGUAUCGAGUUUUUUCGAUGAAAUCGAGGAUAAUGUCAAGGUAGCAUUACAUAAUUGUCGAAAUCCGGCUGAUGGACUCACACAACAAGAGUCAGCCUCAAUACAUUUGUAUACCAUGCAAUUUGAUGAUGGUCCAAAUUUAUAUGAAGUUCUGAAUGAAUCGUUACGUGCCGAAAAUCGUCAAGAUCUAAAGCCGUGGUUUAUGUAUCUUAAAUUAUUUUUUACGGCACUCUACAAACUACCCUCGGAAAAUCGAAGAAUAUGGCGCGGCAUUCGAAAGGUGGAUUUAAGUGGAAAAUACAAAACGGGCACUGAAUUUGCCUGGUGGGGCGUGAGCUCUUGUACAGCUGACAUGCAAGUACUAGAAUCAAGUCAAUUCUUAGGAAAAGAAGGUCCACGAACAUUAUUUUCGAUUGAAUGCAUCAAUGGUAAAUCAGUUGCAGCACAUUCGUAUUUCAAAAAUGGGGAAAAAGAAAUUAUACUCAUGCCCGGCUCGUACUUCCAAGUGAUCGGCCAAUUAAGUCCAGGCGGUGGACUACAUAUUAUUGAAUUGAAAGAACUUAUACCACCGAUGACACUCGUCAAACCACCAUUUAGCAAAUCGGAUGAACAAGUGAUUACAUCAGUUGUACCAAAACCAAGUGCAUCAGCUUCAUCAACUGCAUUCCAAUCAACAUUAUCAGCCAGCUCGUCUUCAAAAAAUGUAUCGAAACGUAAGAUCGGUUUUAUAUUUUGUUUUGCUUUUUCAUUUUCAUGA